UAUGUUGAGAAUGACACCACCCAUGUGACAAAAUCCCUUUAAUUUCAAUCGCUUCCCGUUCGUCCUCUACAAUCAUGAGUUCUCCAGUGGCUCAUUUUGGCACGUAUGACGUCUUUCUAAGCUUUAGAGGCGAAGAUACUCGAAAUGCUUUUACAGAUCAUCUCUAUGAGGCAUUAGUGCAAGCAGGACUUCGCACUUUUAGGGAUAAUGAUGAAAUAGAUAGAGGUGAAGAACUGAAGCCUGAGAUCGAUAGAGCAAUCAAAGAAUCGAGGGCUUCAGUAGUUGUAUUAUCAGAGAACUAUGCAACUUCCACAUGGUGCCUUGAAGAGCUUUGGUUGAUUCUUGAACAAAGGAAGAAGUGCAAUCACUAUGUUCUACCGGUGUUUUAUCACGUUGAUCCUUCAGAUGUAAGGAAACAGAGUGAGCCUUUCAAGAUAAAAGUCAACACCUCGCCAAAGUGGACUGAUGAUAACGUGAAUCGGUGGAAGGCGGCCCUUGCGAAGGUUGCCGAUUUGACUGGUCUGGUUCUUUCAGGGCCUGAAACACAACUUUUAAAGGAUAUUGUUGAUAUUAUUUAUAAUAAACUUGAUUGCAAACAAGUUUAUCUUCCAUCGAAUCUAAUAGGGAUGGAAACUCGGGAUAAGGAGAUAAAUUUCUGGCUAAAGCAAUCUGAUGCCGAAUUUUUGGCAAUCUGUGGGAUGGGAGGAAGCGGGAAAACGACAUUGGCCCGAUACAUUGUGUACUCAAAUUCCCAAAACUUUGAAAGCGUUAGUAUUGUCGAAGACAUCGGAAGUAGAUGUAAAGAACCACAUGAUUUGCUUCAGUUACAAGAAAAACUUUUUAGAGAUAUUUCAGGAGGCAAGAGGAGGAAAAUACCCAGUGUUAGUCAAGGUACAUUCAAGAUUGAAGAGGUCUUACAAGUGAAGAAGGCACUUAUUGUUCUUGAUGACAUUGUUGAACCGAGCCAGUUGGUAGGUUUACUUGGAUCCGCUUACAUUAACAAGCAAAGCAAGAUAAUAAUAACAACUAGGGAAAAUAAUAUUGGUAAAUGGUUUGAGUCCAAACCUUGGAGGUGUCAAGAGUACCAAAUGAAGUUACUAGAUGACAAUGAAUCAUUAGAGCUUCUAAGUCGACAUGCCUUUGGAUCCAAACGUCUGAUGGAAGGUUAUGAAGAGCUUGCAAAACGGGUAUUGCAGUAUUGUGAAGGAAAUCCAUUGGCUCUUGAAGUUUUGGGUUCCUUGCUAGCAGAGGAUAAUAGCAUCCUAUUUUGGAAAAGUACAUUGAGCUUAUUGGGAAGAGAUAUUGAUUCUGGAAUUAAACGUGUACUGAUUAGGAGCUACAACUCUUUGCCACAUGACUCUAACAAACAGUUGUUUUUGCAUAUUGCUUGUUUCUUUGUAGGCAAAGACAAGGAUUAUGUGGUGAAUAUAUUGGAGCCUGAUUACUCUGCAGUAUCUGGGAUUAAAACCCUAACUAAUAGAUGCCUUUUAUCUCUUUCACUAAACAACAAACUAAUGAUGCAUCCUUUGCUUCAAGAGAUGGGGAGAACAAUAGUACACCAAGAAUCACCAAAGGACCCUGCAAAACGCAGUAGAGUCUGGCGUAAUAAGGAUUCUUAUGAUGUUUUGCGAAAAGGAAAGGGUUCUGAAACACUGGAAGGUCUAGCACUUGACAUGAAAAUGUUGACCGAAGAAAAGAUGAACCAUUCACUCACGUCAUUAGACCUCAAGACUGAUUCUCUAAAAAAGAUGGAUCACCUAAAAGUGCUCCAGCUUAAUUUUGUGCAUCUCACUGGAUCCUACGAAAAUGUUUCUGAAGAUUUAAGAUGGCUCUGCUGGAUUGGGUUUCAUAAAAGAAUCAUACCUCCCAACUUACUCAUGGCAAGCUUGGUGGCCAUAGAUAUGAGCUCUAGCAACUUGGAAGCAUUCAAUCCACCCAUUGUUCUUCCAUUACUACAGAUUCUAAAUCUUAAAGACUCUCACAAUCUAUUGUUUGUUGACAAUAUUUUCAGACUCCCUAAGCUGGAGACUUUGAUUCUUGGAAAUUGUAAAAGUUUGGUUCAUGUUUGUGAAACCAUUGGAGGCCUUCCAAGGCUUGUUCUAUUGGAUAUCACUGGGUGUAAACGCUUGCGCAAGAAAGUAAAUCUGUUAGCAGGGAUAAAUGCGACUACUUCUGGUGGUGGAAUUACAGAACAACCUUCCUUUUUUUUGCCACGUUCAGUGCAACGCCUAUUCCUUAAGGACUGCAACCUAAAAAAUAACUUUUCCUUUCCUCUGAGCUUCAGUUUCCAACCUCUCUUGCAGUACUUGAAUCUCUGCAAUAACCUAUUUGAAUUCCUUCCUGAUUACAGUCAUCUUAAAAAUCUCCGGGUGCUUGACUUGAGUUUAUGUUCCAGACUUAAAAGCCUCCUAUGUCUCCCGAGUACACUUGCAGAAUUGUAUACAUAUUAUUGCAAGUCACUGGAGAGAAUAACUUUCCAAUCACCUCGAUUCACAUUGCAAGAAUUUGGCUACCAAGGUUGUAUAAAUUUGAAUGAAAUUGAAGGCUUUAUCAAACUGAUACCGAUAGCCACAUUGAAAGGAACAGAUUUGGGACAUAUGAAGUGGCUAAAAGAAUAUCAAGAUCAUGAAGUUCGCUUGGUUGGUGAUGAUGAGCUGACCAUAGGCAGAAGUUGGCAAGUCCAGAUGUUGUAUGAGUUCAAUAUAAGGAGCACAUCUCUUCCACACAUAGAGGAUCCAAACAUGAGACCUGAGUAUAUAUCAAAAUCGUCAUCUUUGUCCUUUGAAGUGCCUUUUCCACCUAAGAACAGGAUGCUCAAAGGAUUAGAUGUAACAUUCAGAUAUAAAAUGUCAGGAAACCACUGUGCAUGGUUUGCUAAAAUCAGCACGACCAAUGAUGUUGAUUUCAUAUACAACCCGAAAGUAUUUGGUGAUCCUGGAUUUGAUGAAGUUGGUGUAUGGUUUAGCUAUUGGCCAAUUGGAAACAUAUUAAAUGCUGGAGAUAAAGUUAAUGUGUCUAUUGAUGUCAUUAGCGGAUUGGAGGUAUACGAAUGUGGUGCAAGCUUUGUAUAUAUUAAUGAUGGCUUAAGGUAUGAAACUCCUGAAAAUGAUAUGGAGGGGGUUGAAAAUCUUGGAAAUCUGUCAGACUUUCGUCUGAGCUCAGGAUCAUACUAUCUUUGUCGGCGUGAUUUCUUUGAGUUAAUGGAGGUCGGCAGACUCCCACGUGGUUGGUUUAGAAAUAUAAUUGGUGAUAUGGUUGACCAUACAGAGGUACGAGGAUGGAGCAAUACUGGUCGGCCUAAGAAGUUGAACCCGUCAUUUACGGAGUUGAAAUAUGUUAGUUGCAUCAUCCAUGGUCCUGAAUCGGAGCAAGUUUACAAGAUUCCAAAGAAGCCUAAAUCACUAUUUGUCAAUAAAGCGACGGAGUUCACGUCAAGCAUGUAAUAACCUUGUUUAUUGAUCAACGAAUUACGAGGUAAUGAAUGAACGAUGAUGUAAAAUAUGUUUAUGUUAUGUUGGUGACUCGACUGAAAUUAAAAAGAUUACAAUGUUAAAUUCAAUUUUGAUAUGGAUCUGUGCUUUUGCAAUGACACAUAGUAAUGUAUGACGAUUUGAUAAAACUUGUAGAAUCGUUUAAAAUCAUUAAUCAUUGAUUUUUAUGGUAAUUGUUUAAACAUUGAAACAAAUACCAUCACUUACAAAAAGGAUAGUUAGUUGUACAUGGGAGCUGAGAUGAGGAUAUGUUAUCACGAUCAAGUUUGCAUCUGGGAGAGCAUGUCGCUACCUUGGAAUGCUUAUGUUAAGUUGUGGAGACCGGUCAACCCUUUGACCUUAUAGUUGUAGGCAGACCAAGUUUAGGGCAAAUUUAUCAGAGUUUAUGUCUUGACCUUAUUGACAAAUUUUUAGUAUUAUGCCAUCUUUAUAUGGAUCCCUUGAGUUCAUGUAAUCUACGACAAGUAAGAAAAAUUGUAAUUCGGUAGUGUCAAUAAAAUCUCUCUAUUUUGUUUUCUUGUGGAUGAA
Messenger RNA from Lactuca sativa (garden lettuce), 4019 nucleotides. Its product is annotated as disease resistance protein RUN1. Gene Ontology annotation, molecular function: protein binding; ADP binding. The record is from RefSeq and is a predicted model, not a curated record. NCBI's taxonomy places the organism in Eukaryota, Viridiplantae, Streptophyta, Magnoliopsida, Asterales, Asteraceae. Gene Ontology annotation, biological process: defense response; signal transduction.